This is a messenger RNA of Fraxinus pennsylvanica, 345 nucleotides long. The record is from the annotation of a GenBank genome assembly. Lineage: Eukaryota; Viridiplantae; Streptophyta; Magnoliopsida; Lamiales; Oleaceae.
AUGGUAUCUCUUUCACCUCCAUGCACUCUCUUCACCACCUCCGCCUCCCCAAAAUCCUCUUUAUACCCUGUCUCUGCUAAGCCAUCUCAUUUUUUCACCCAUGCAAAGACCACCACUCGCUUUCGUGUCUCAUGCAACGCUGGAAAUGGUGAACAAAACUUGAAAGAUGAUUCCAAAAAUGUCGAUUCCCAGGAAAAGGUUGAUAGGAGAAACAUGCUCUACGGAAUGGGAAGCUUGCAUGGUGCUGCCAAUCUUGCCUAUGCUGGCACUGGCCGAGCCAAUCCAACCGCCCCAGUGAUAAGUGCAGUAAUGCUACCUACGAAAAGAAUGACGGGAAACAAGUAG